AUUAUUAUUACCAGAAAUAGCAGACACACAACAGUAUAUAGUCAAACACUAUGGGCAUGUUAUAAUAGGUGGUCGGAAGACUGCACGGCACGAGACUCGGAGACUGCAGGCACGAUACAAGAGACGGUCGGAGACUGCAGGCACGAUACAAAGAGACGGUCGGAGACUGCAGGCAUGAUACAAGAGACGGUCGGAGACUGCAGGCACGAUACAAGAGACGGUCGGAGACUGCAGGCACGGAUACAAGAGAUGGUCGGAGACUGCAGGCACGAUACAAGAGAUGGUCGGAGACUGCAGGCACGAUACAAGAGA
Staurois parvus is the source of this 312-nucleotide messenger RNA. Lineage: Eukaryota; Metazoa; Chordata; Amphibia; Anura; Ranidae. The record is from the annotation of a GenBank genome assembly.